UCCGCGUUUGAAACUGUACCAUGUCCCUUUAAAAACGUCUGACAAAAAGCCCAUAUGAUCCCUGAGCUCCAAUCACCAAUUCCUUCUGCAAAAGCAGCCUCUGCAUUUUUUGUCUGUCUGAACGCUACAGCAGCACGGGGGAAAAAAAGAUUGAGGGAGAAGCCAAAAACUGAAGAAAUGUGACAAUUCAACGGUCAUUUUCAUGGCGAGGGGGAAACUGGAGCGAAAGGAGUUAUUCUGGAACUCCUUUGAGCCUCGAAAAGCUGGAUCAAAAUGCUCAUAGUGGAGAAGACCACAGACUUCCCCUCUGCUGAGUUCUCUCUGGUGGAGGAUGUGGCUCUGCACUUUACCUGUUUGAUGGACAGGCUGAAUGAGCAGCGACUCUUCCAGCCUGACCUGUGUGACGUUGACAUUGUUCUGGUGCGUCAGCACAGCACCUUCCCAGCCCAUAAGGGUGUGCUGGCAGCCUACAGCCCCUUCUUCCAUUCUCUUUUUGCCCAAAGCAAACAGCUGCGGCGUGUUGACCUGUCGCUGGAUGCCCUGACCUCUCAGGGGUUGCAGCAGAUCCUCAACUUCAUUUACACUUCCAAGCUGCUGGUGAGCAGCCGCACUGUUCGUGACGUGCUCAACGCUGCCACGUUACUCCAGAUGAGCGACAUUGCAGCCUCCUGUCGCGACCUCAUCAGCAGCCACUCUCUGAGAACCACCUGUACAAAUAUGGCCAAUCAGGAAGGGCUUGGCAGUGGUGACCCAGCUGCUGUAGCGAGGCCUCCCAGCCAGCUGUACCGGGAGAUCAAACAGGAGUCAGAGCUUGGCAGGGUGUACACAAGAGAAAGCAGUAGCCCGUUCUCUGUCAGAGUGGAGGAGAGGGGCAAGACAGCUUCUCUAACAAAGCAGUACUACCAAAAAGAGGAGAGCACAGGAGGCGGGGCCAUCACAGGUGUUGCUGCUUUGUGUAAAGUGGAGGACAAUGGGGAAGAGACAAAAUCAGCAGACAGCCACGCCUCCUUCAACAGAGACCAGAUCAUAGUUGAAGUCAACCUUAACAACCAAACCCUUAAUGUGUCAAAGGGAUCAGAGGGCAAACCUACCACUACUACAGACACAAUGUUUGGUCGUUGCCAUGAAAACCAGCAAGACUCAGACGACGACGAAGAAAAUGAAGGGGAAAACGACAACAGUGUUGGAGAAGAUCCUCAAGACUUAAAAAGGAGUGACGUUCUAGGGCAAAGCAGUGAGGAGGAAGAUGAGGAGGAGGAAGAUGAAGAGGAAGAAGAGGAGAACACCCUUAACAUUCCAGGCUUGGAGCAGCCUGCCAUGAUGGAUCGACCUCGCCGGGGCACCAGAGCCUUGGCCAUGGCGGGUACCACUGCUUCCAUGCGACAGACGCUUGCAGAGGCCACUCUGGCCAAUCAGCGGCAAGGCGGGAAGAGGACGCUGGAUGCAGAGGGUCUGGGCCAGAAGGUGCGGCUGGAGGAGAAGCAGCACUUCCCAUGUAAGAAGUGUCCUCGCAUCUUCAACAACCGCUGGUACCUGGAAAAACACAUGAACGUCACUCACAACCGCAUGCAGAUCUGCAACAACUGUGGGAAACGCUUCCUGCUGGAGAGCGAGCUGCUGCUGCACCAACAGACGGACUGUGAGAAGAGCAUCCAGUGUGUAACAUGUGGCAAGGCCUUCAAGAAGCUGUGGUCGUUACAUGAGCAUAACAAGAUCGUCCACGGGUACGCCGAGAAGAAGUUCUCCUGUGAGAUUUGCGAGAAGAAGUUUUACACCAUGGCUCAUGUCAGGAAGCACAUGGUUGCCCAUACCAAGGACAUGCCAUUCACCUGUGAGACGUGUGGGAAGUCUUUCAAGCGUAGCAUGUCCCUGAAGGUUCACUCUCUACAGCACUCAGGAGAGAAACCCUUCAAGUGUGAGAACUGCAGCGAGCGCUUCCAGUACAAAUACCAGCUUCGCUCCCACAUGAGCAUUCACAUCGGACACAAGCAGUUCAUGUGCCAAUGGUGUGGAAAGGACUUCAACAUGAAGCAGUACUUCGAUGAACACAUGAAGACUCACACAGGAGAGAAACCGUACAUCUGUGAGAUUUGUGGGAAGAGCUUCACGAGCCGGCCCAACAUGAAGCGCCACCGCCGCACCCACACUGGAGAAAAACCGUACCCCUGCGAAGUGUGUGGUCAGCGCUUCCGCUUUUCCAACAUGCUCAAGGCCCACCGGGAGAAAUGCUUCCGCGUCAGCAACCCCAUGGUAACCAACUGCAGUGACCCCCUUGGCCUCGACCAGCCCUUGGCCUCCUCUGCCACGGACACUUCUGGUCAGGUCCAGCUGGAAACGGCAACCCCCGCAACGUCCACAACCACGCCCGCUGCUGCCUCUAGCCCCCACCCCCUCCAUGGCACCCAGCUGUCAAUCCCCCUGCUGCAAUCCAUGGGGACGCUGCCUCCCGCAUUGCACUUACCCCCACCACCUCCCUUGUUCUCUGCUGGUAGGAUGAACUCCAACAACUAACAAAUCUCUGUAGCAUUGAAAGCACUUUAUUACUUUUGUUUCUUUGUUUUUCUUUAAGCUUUUAAGAAGACUCACUGUGGGAGAGUGAAGCACCUCAGUGACAUUUACACAAAGGCAGAAGAACUAAAAAAAAAAAAGGCCACAUGGAGGCCUCAAAACAAACACACAAAAAUCCACCACAACAUGAAAUAGUUAUUUUUUAAUCUGUUGAAUACAAUAAAUAACCUCAGAGUCCAAUAGGAUGCUCAUUUUCACCCUUCUAUGAAUCCACAACUGUGUCCUAGUUUUAUUUUGAGCUUUCUAGACCCCACAUGUCUCGCCAGAGUCUUGCACAACACGUAGAUUGUAGCAUUCUUUACAAAAUGUGAAGAAGAGAUUUUACUAAGUUGUCACUCAUACAAGGAUGAGGAUUGCAGUAAAAUAGAUUUAUUCUUUUGUUCUAUGCCAAGAUGUAGCGAGCGGUUAUGGUGUGUACCAGCAAUAACCAAAUGCUGAUUUGUCUUUAAACAUAAACAAGUAUACGGCAUUGCCAAUAGCCAAAUCCUGUUAGCUCAUCUGCUAUAGUUAGAUAAUGUAAUUCAGCAUUUAUAAUCAAUUCUGCACCUUACAUUUAACUCCAGCGAUAUUUAAAGUGUACUCUAUCUGUCUUCAUUUUUAUAACUGUGAUUGUGUGUAAUUUGUGGCAUGUUGCGUCAGUUUCUAAGGACUUUAGAGAAGUUGUGAUGCGUGGAGAUUCAGCCGUGCAAUGCAGUGUGGUGUUUGAUGAGUUGCAAAGCAAAGACUGGAGGUGAGAUUCCUCAGAUCAGCUGAUUAACACUUGAGCUUCCCCAAGUCAGGAGAAUUUGAUGACUCAUCUUUUGCUUACAUUAAGCAAGCUCACUCCUCUUCUGCAGAUCUGGCUAUGAAACAGUAUGUUUUUUUCUUUUGUUUGUUUGUUUUUCUGUGACUUGUUAGUAAAGCCUAAUGCAUUCCAGCCCACAAUAUAGUUGUAAGCUGAAAUCUGAUAUUACUGGUAAUGUUACAUACAGCUAACUAAACCUAACCUGUGUCAUUAGUUUGCAGAAUAUCAAGUUUAGACAUACGUUCACAAAACUGUGCUUACAUAGCUGAAUAGACUUAUUUUAUAGAGUUCAUCUAUGUAGGAUGUAACCCAUAUUGUGAAAUGAUAAAUCCUAUAUUAUAUUUCAAAGCCCUAAAUCUCUUUAAGAGCAUUGACCGCGCUUAUUUUUGGCACCAAUGAGCCUGUUAUUAAAAGAGCGCUUAACAGUUGUAUCACUUUUUGAAGAAUUUUAUUAUUUUUUUUGCCAUAUGUGUGAAAACUUUAUCUAACUGCUCAUUAAAGUUUGGACAUAAAGAACAAUACAGUAUAAAAUCCCUGAAAUCUGUACUCUACAAGAGUAUAUCUGGAGAAAAAGAAGAAAAACAGAAAGCUUUAAUCCGUAACACCCUCUUCUGGAAAUGUGCAUAUUUGCUUUGUGGCCAAAGGCUGGAUGAUAUUAACUGAUGCCUCUCAGAGAUCUGCUGAUCAAACUGGAAAUGGUCAAACUGGCUUUGUCCAAAGGAUAAACGUCCAUCUGCCAACAUCUCUAAACUUUUUCAGUUAUCUAGUUAUCUAGUUUGUUCUUUUUUUUUUUUUUUUACAAUUUAUCUAUUUGGACUGUUUCUGAGACGGCAGUCUAUGCAGUUUCCAAGUCCUCCCACUCCUUGUUCCUGUUCUUAAGCUCCUCUGGGGGGCAAACUGAAGUGUUACCAGAUAAGCUUAGAAACAAAAACUUCACCGGUGAGACUAGAGCAAUUCACCUGUUAGGUUACCAGGAGGCAUCCAACUGAUUCUUUUCAGGGUGGAGGAGCUCUGAGACUCUUCAAAGGAUGCAAAAUUUUUUUUCUUGCUUUAUCUGAAAUCGUAGAGCAUGUGACCAUACGAUGGCCUAGCUCCCAGUUUGCAUAACCAUUUUCCAACUGCAUGUCUGACAGUAAUAGACUUUUCCUCUGUAGAUAGUGGCUGAUGCACAGAUGCAGUUUUACUCUGUGUUUGCAUACAGUCAGCUAAAACCCCUUCAGUAAAUGAUGAUUAUCUGUUGUGGAAAACAAUAUGCAUAAAAGUUGUGAUCCAAUAAAACAAUAAAAGUUCAGUUAACCCCAAACAUGCACUGGAAAAGUUACAUGUGACAGAGUGGAGCCGGUCCACCUGCCAGUUGUCCCUCCAACUUUUUCCCAACUCGAAGUGGGCAGCCCAUCCUUUUCUGGCCCCAUACUUGGAUGUCCUGAUUCUUUUCCCAGAAUCUACACCCCUCUGCAACUUGGCUGCAAGAAGUUAAGUCUCAAAUCUUUAAUCCUCUUGGCAAAGGGACUUUUUGGGGCCUCAGUCAAAUAGUUUUUUUGUUAUUUAAGGUGAUGUUAAAUGGUGCUUGGCCAGCUGUUUCCAGUCAUUACAUUAAGUUGAGCUAAGCUAAAGUAAAUAAAGCUAACCAGCUGCUGUUAGGAGCUUUACAGAUCUGAGUGGCACCGGUCAUCUGAUUCAGCUUGAAGCAUGAAGCCUCUUUCACAUUGCGAUCAGUUUCAUAUUCUGUAGUCUCCGUGUACUACAGCUGCGCUCCCACUCACUUAAUCUAUAGAUGGUGUACCUGUAGUGUAGCACUAUUAUGUAUAUACUGUUCAGAUGUAAAUUUCCUGACCUUUUUUUUUUUCAUGUUUACAUGGUGAGUUGGGUGAAUGUGUCCCCCACAUGUGUCUUGACUGGUACUAUAGAAAGUUGAAGAUUGUGAUUGCUUUUGUAAUUUUCUUUCUUUCUUUUUUUUUUUAAAAGCCAAUUUAAGCACCUUUAUGUAGUCUUAUAUCUACCCCCGAUACAUGUAUUUCUUAAACUGCCAUGGCUAAACAGUAAGGGCCUCAGCAGACAUUAUUUAAUAAUGGUACAGGUUAUUUUUCUUCAAAUGUGUCAAACACGUUUUGUAUUUUGAUUUGCUGCUUUUGUACAGGGUCCAGUCUGAGACUGGCCCUUUAAAUUCAGUCUAGAGUUGUUAGAUUGCAAUGUAACUGAAGUAUAUUCUGGCUGUGAUUUAAUCCAGUUUAGCCUUUAGUGGACAGUGAGCCCCAGGGUCAGAAAUAAGCUAAGAUUUAAACCAUUGUAGUUGUUGGAAGAGGUAACAGCCCACAUGUUAAAAGUCUAUUAACUAAUCUGAAGAUGACGUGGAGUUAAACAGGUUUGUUUUUCUCUGUUAAAUGUGCUAAGGCUAAUAAGGACCGUGAAAAUAUGCCUUUAUUCAUAGAUAGUUUGUAGCACUGUCAACAAUGCAACAAGGAUUGCAUAAUUAAAAUAUAUAUAUAUAUAUAUAUAUAUAUAUAAAAGGUUUAACCUGGUUAUUUUGAAAGCACUAUUGCUCUCUUGUGGUAAUCAAGUAAACUGCAAUCCUUCACUAAAUUAAGAUUGCCUACCUUAAAAGCACAUCAUCGCUCAUCAUGUGGCUCUAGCUUUCAUCAGAAAUGCUCAUCAUAAUUUUUUUUCUUUUAAAAAACAAAGAAUUUUAUUACCAAGUUGUUGGUUUUUUUUUUGUUUGUUUGUUUCUUUUGUUUUUUGUUUUUUUUGUUGUUGUUGUUUUUAUUUUGUUUGUUUUUUUACCUGUCCCAGCAGACGAUACUGAUAUACUGUGGUUUUAGUAGUGUGUUUGCCUUAUGACUGGAGGGAUUUAAAUGUUUUUGUGUUAUGGGUAUUGAUAGUAGCUGAUGGUAAAGGAGGAGAAAUAGUAGUAAAUACUACUGAUUUAUGCACUUUGAUUUUAUUUGCAACACUCACCAAUAAAGGGGACAUGCAUGCAGAUACGAGGUGGAUUAAGUUAUGAGAGAUAUGUAAUGAUUAAAAAUGUUUCCAGAUUUAUGGAAAAAUAUUUUUGCUUUCUGGUGUAUUGGGAAGAUACAGAAACUGAAAUGAUUAACAAAAGCUAGAAACUGUCUAUUAUUUGUUCAAAUAAUAUCAGAAAAUGUGCUUAGUAAGUUAUGGGAAUGACAAAAUGAUCUGCUUGUUGUUAAGUGUGACAUUCUGCACACUGUGGAUUACAAAACUAUGUCAAUUAGACUGUGUCUGGUCAUUCGGAUUGACACUGUCCUACAUAUAUGUGUUGUCUGUCAUGCCAUUAGAAUAUAAAAAAGAAUGUUGGCUGCCAAAUUAAAUUGAGAAAU
Molecule: messenger RNA, 6687 nt
Organism: Melanotaenia boesemani (Boeseman's rainbowfish)
Lineage: Eukaryota; Metazoa; Chordata; Actinopteri; Atheriniformes; Melanotaeniidae
Gene: zbtb47b
Product: zinc finger and BTB domain containing 47b
Exons: 6
Coding region: 274-2511 (745 amino acids)
Biological process (GO): regulation of transcription by RNA polymerase II
Cellular component (GO): nucleus
Molecular function (GO): DNA-binding transcription factor activity, RNA polymerase II-specific; protein binding; RNA polymerase II cis-regulatory region sequence-specific DNA binding
Source: RefSeq, a predicted model, not a curated record